AUGGACCUCAUACAUGGAGACCUCAUCGACAACGAAUCGAGAUGCACUCAUUGGCAUUCUAACUUAGACAUAAUAUCGCUGAAGUUUAAAUGUUGCCCUGGAAUAUACUGGGCAUGCUACCAAUGUCAUCAAGAACAAACAACUCACCCAUUGCAAAAAUUUGAUCUCAUACUGGACAAGGACGUCCCUGUAAUCAUAUGCGGACAUUGCUACCAACAGAUGACUUUUGAUCAAUACCAACAUUUCAACGCAAAAAACCAAUUAUCUUGUUCUCAUUGUAACGCUUUGUUUAACCCAGGUUGUCAAUUACAUUACCAUUUAUAUUUCGAUAACGCUACGAAUUCAUGUCAGAGACACUAG
This is a messenger RNA of Naumovozyma castellii, 360 nucleotides long. It is a transcript of the gene HOT13, whose product is annotated as Hot13p. The record is from RefSeq and is a predicted model, not a curated record. Lineage: Eukaryota; Fungi; Ascomycota; Saccharomycetes; Saccharomycetales; Saccharomycetaceae. The transcript has a single exon. The coding region runs from base 1 to 360 and encodes 119 amino acids.